AUGGCCUUCCCUGUGCCUCCCCUCCUCCUCCUCGCUGCUCUGCUCGUGGUCGCCGCCACGCGGCUGUGGGAUUACGUCUUGGUGCCCCUCGUAUGGAGGCCGUACGCCAUCACCAAGGGGUUCAGAGAGCAAGGGAUCCAUGGACCCUCCUACAGCUUCUUCAAAGGCUGCAACGAGGAGACCAGGAGCAUGAAGCAGAAGACCGACGGUCUCGUGCUGGACGUCGCCGACCACAAGUACCUCCCGCGGAUCGCGCCACACUACCUCAAAUGGAGGGCUCAGUACGGUAAAGAGCCACGCAGUGAAAGAAGACAAAAGGAGCAGUAA
Messenger RNA from Miscanthus lutarioriparius, 327 nucleotides. The record is from the annotation of a GenBank genome assembly. Lineage: Eukaryota; Viridiplantae; Streptophyta; Magnoliopsida; Poales; Poaceae.